This is a messenger RNA of Sardina pilchardus (European sardine), 6042 nucleotides long. It is a transcript of the gene rock2b, whose product is annotated as rho-associated, coiled-coil containing protein kinase 2b. Lineage: Eukaryota; Metazoa; Chordata; Actinopteri; Clupeiformes; Clupeidae. The transcript is spliced from 33 exons. Gene Ontology annotation, molecular function: Rho-dependent protein serine/threonine kinase activity; ATP binding; small GTPase binding. The record is from RefSeq and is a predicted model, not a curated record. Gene Ontology annotation, cellular component: cytoplasm; cytoskeleton; centrosome. Gene Ontology annotation, biological process: mitotic cytokinesis; Rho protein signal transduction; peptidyl-threonine phosphorylation. Bases 475 to 5229 code for a protein of 1584 amino acids.
CGAGAGAGUGUUAGGUGCAAAGCGACGCUCCAGUCUUCUGGAUGAUCACAUUCAGGUUAUAUUUCUACGCGGAAGCCUGAUAAACUUCAAGGAGCUUUUGACAUACGAAGAUUUCACCUGAUAAAAAAUCGCCAGGGAUUCGGAAGUUUGUGAAACAGGAAAGUGAACCUGGCAAUGCGGACAGCACUUUGAGGAGCGUGCUUCUGAAAGCGAAGAGUAUUCUUCAACCUUCACUGAGUAGUCAGGACGAAUACAUCUGAUAAAAGUGUUGUACAAAGGUGUGUUUCGAAGGAGUCGUUUUCUACCUCGUUCAACGCCUGCCUGGAUAAGUGCACACGUAGCAGGGAGACAGGUAGGGGGAUACAAAAGGCACAGCUUGGAGGUGUGUGCGUGUGUGUAUGAGAGUGCGGUUAUCGGACUGCCGGGCUUGCCGUCACAUGUUCCCGAGGACUGGCCUCUGCCUAGCCCGUCAUUAUGUCGAGCGGAGCGGAACGGCGCCUGGAGAACCGGCUACGGAAGCUGGAGGCCAUGAUCAAAGACCCGAAGUCGGCGCUAAACUUGGAAAGUUUACUGGACUCUGUGAACGCUCUGGCGUUGGAUCUGAACUACCCUGCGCUGCGCAAGAACAAGAACAUUGAUGCCUUCCUCAACCGCUAUGAGAAGGCGAUGGGUAAGCUGCGGGAGCUCCAGGUGAGGAUGGAUGAUUUUGAACGAGUGAAGCUCAUUGGUCGUGGAGCAUACGGAGAAGUGCAACUGGUCCGACACAAAGUGUCUCAGAAGGUGUAUGCCAUGAAGAAGCUCAGUAAGUUUGAGAUGAUGAAGCGCUCUGAUUCUGCCUUCUUCUGGGAGGAGAGAAACAUCAUGGCUUUCUGCAACAGUCCCUGGAUUGUACAGCUCUGCUGCGCCUUCCAGGACACGCGGCACCUGUACAUGGUGAUGGAGUUCAUGCCGGGCGGCGACCUGGUGACGCUGACCAGCUCGUACGACAUGCCCGAGGCCUGGGCGCGCUUCUACACCGCCGAGGUGGUGCUGGCCCUGGACGCCGUCCACUCCAUGGGCUUCCUGCACCGCGACGUCAAGCCGGACAACAUGCUGCUCGACGCCGCCGGGCACCUCAAACUCGCCGACUUCGGCACCUGCAUGCGGAUGGACUCGAAAGGUAUGGUGCGUUGUGACACCGCUGUGGGAACACCGGACUACAUUUCACCAGAAGUGCUCAUGUCACAAGGAGGGACUGGCCACUACGGACGAGAGUGUGACUGGUGGUCAGUGGGCGUGUUCAUCUAUGAGCUGCUCGUGGGUGACACUCCCUUCUACACGGAGUCUCUGGUGGGCACCUACGGUAAGAUUAUGGACCACAAGAACCACCUGAACUUCCCCGACGAUGUAGAAAUGAGCAAAGAUGCCAAGGACCUCAUCUGUGCCUUCCUCACUGACAGAGACGUGCGUCUCGGUCGGGACGGAGUGGAUGAAAUCAAGAGGCAUCCGUUUUUCAAGAACGACCAGUGGACCUUUGACAACAUCCGAAAAACGGUGGCCCCAGUGGUGCCUGAGCUGAAUAGUGACAUAGACACCAGUAACUUCGACGAUAUUGAGGAUGAGAAGCGUGACGUGGAGACCUUCCCCACGCCCAGAGCCUUUGCGGGCAACCAGCUGCCCUUCGUGGGCUUCACCUACUUCAAAGAGGACCAGUUGCUGAGUGCAGAUAGCACAUUCAGUUCCGAUGAUAUUGAAUCAGAGGGCUCAUGUGAAAAAGACCAGAUCUCAGAAAAGAAGAAAGACUCGGAGGAUCUUCUGAAGAAGCUGAAUAAACUGGAGGAGCAGCUCAACCAUGAGAUGCAGGCAAAAGAUGGUCUGGAGCUGAAAUGCAGACAGGCAAACAGUCGUUUGGAGAAGAUUUCCAAAGAAUUGGAGGAAGAGAUGAAUGCACGGCAGGAGCUGGAGAGUUCUCUCAGACAGCUGGAGAGGGAUAAAGCCCUUCUGCAGCACCAGAGGACCGAGAGCACCAAGAGAGUAGAGAUGGUCACCGACCGCAAGAAAGGCCUCGAGACCGAAGUGACAAGUCUCAAAGAGCAGCUGGAGGAAUUGAGGAAGAAAACCCAAGACUCUCACGCAUCGACCGAGAAAAACAUCCACCUGAAGAAAGAGCUGGAUGAGGUGAGUGGGCGCCUGCAGGAGGAGCAGGAGGCGUGCGGGCGCCUGCGUAAGGCCCAGGCGGAGGCGGCGCGGCAGGCCCAGCAGCUGGAGGUGUCGCUCAGGGAGCUGCAGGGCCGCCUGGGCCUCGUGGAGGGCACGCGCGCCACGCUGGAGGCCGACAAGCUGGCACUGCAGGGGGCGCUGGACACGGAGCGGGCAGAGAGGAGCGGCGCCAGCCAGGCACUCACAGACCUGCAGGGUCGUAUGGGGGGGCUGAAGGAGGAAGUGAAGCAGGUGAAGGCCUCUCUCUCUGCUGCUGAAAAAGAGAAGAGAAAGCUGCACGAGCAGCUCACCGAUAUGGAGAAGGAGCACAGUAACCAGGAGAUUGAGUUGAGCUACAAGCUGAAGGCUCUGAAGCAGAGUCUGGAGCAGGAAGAGAAAGCCCACAAGGCCACGAAAGAGCGCCUGGCCGACAAACACACUCUCGACCAGAGCAUAGAGGUGGCUACAGCACAGGCUGUCAGAGAUAUGGAGCGUAAGCUGCAGGAGGAGCACAACUGUAAGGUGCAGCUGGAGGGUCGCCUGCUGGACCUGCAGAAGCAGAACUCCCUGCUGGACUGCGACUACAAGCAGGCGCAGGGCAAACUGGACGAGCUGCGCUCACACAAGGACAAGCUGACCCAGCAGGUGGAGGUUCUGUCGGUGCAGCUGGAGGAGGCGUCCCAGCGGGGCUCUCAGGCCCAGCGGGAGCUGCAGGAGCAGAGCCAGAGCCUGCAGACGCUGCGCUCCUCCGAGAGGAGGCUCCAGCAGGAGAUCAGCUCCGUCACCGACUUCAAAGUCAGCCUGGAGCAGACCAACCAGGAGCUGCGCAGAGAGCGAGAGGAGGCUGAAGGACAAGCCAAAGAGUUCAAGGACCAGCUGGAGGCGGAGCAAUACUUCACCAAGCUGUAUAAGACGCAGAUCCGGGAGCUGAAGGAGGACAACAUCGAGAAGAGCAAACUCUACAAGGACCUGCAGGAGCAGCUGGACGAGCUGCAGGAGGAGAGGGACUCGCUGGCGGCGCAGCUGGAGGUGAGCCUGACCAAGGCGGACUCGGAGCAGCUGGCGCGCUCCAUCGCCGAGGAGCAGUACUCGGACCUGGAGAAGGAGAAGAUCAUGAAGGAGCUGGAGAUCAAGGACAUGAUGGCCCGACACAAGCAGGAGCUCAACGACAAGGACAACACCAUCGGCUCCCUGGAGGAAUCUAACCGCACCCUGACCGUAGACGUGGGCAAUCUGGCCAGUGAGAAAGAGGAGCUCAACAACCAGCUGAAGGAGAUCCAACAGCAUCUUCAGCGUCACAAAGAGGAGGAGAAACAGAUGAGUGUUGUCAAGUCCUCACUGGAGAAGCAGAUCCAGACAGAGAAAACACUCAAGAUACAGGCGAUCAACAAGCUGGCGGAGAUCCUGAACAGGAGGAAGGAGAGCAGCGGUGGCCACCGCGGUCACGGCUCGGACACGGACGUGCGGCGCAAGGAGAAGGAGAACCGCAAGCUGCAGCUGGAGCUGCGCUCAGAGAGGGAGAAGCUCAACUCCACCAUCAUCAGGUUCCAGAGGGAGAUGAACGACUUGCAGGCGACGGUAGCGGAGGAGUCUAACUGCCGGCUGGAGCUACAGAUGGCUCUGGACAGUAAGGAGAGCGACAUCGAGCGCCUGCGCUGCCAACUCUCCUCCAUCAGCAUCCACUCGCUGGACGCCACCAGCAUCAGCUCCCAAGGCAACGACCUGGACCCCGACGACAGCUACCCAGUGCGUAUCACACAAACACACAUGUCUGAGUCGAUGUCCUUCACGUACCAGCGCAGUACGCGGUCGGUGUCUGUGCACACACGCCCCCGCCUGGACAGCUCGGAGGAGGAGGACGAGGGGUCAGAGGAUGAAGGGGGGGACAGUCGGACACGGCUUGCCCUCCCUUAUAAACCUGAGCCUGCAGCCUCAGAUUCCAGGUUGGAAGGCUGGCUGUCAAUGCCCUCCAAAAACACUAAGAGGUUCGGAUGGGACAAAAAGUAUGUGGUGGUCAGCAGCAAGAAGAUUCUGUUCUACAACAACGAGGUGGACAAGGAGCAGUCCAACCCAUUCAUGGUGCUGGACAUCGAUAAACUCUUCCACGUGAGGCCUGUCACCCAGACAGAUGUGUAUCGUGCUGAUGCCAGAGAAAUCCCCCGUAUCUUCCAGAUCCUGUACGCCAACGAGGGGGAGUUCAAACGCGAGGUGGAACCCACCGGCCACGAGACCCUCAGCUUGACCGCCGCCGACCGCUCCAUGUGCCUGCUGCACAAGGGCCACGAGCUGGUGCCCACGCUCUACCACUUCCCCUCCAGCUGCGAGGCGUGCACGCGGCCCCUCUGGCACGUCUUCAAGCCGCCGCCCGCGCUCGAGUGCCGCCGCUGCCACCUCAAGUGCCACCGCGAGCACCUGGAGCGCAAGGAGGAGGCCCUGGCACCCUGCAGAGUGAACUACGACAUGUCCACGGCUAAAGAGCUCCUCCUGCUGGCCACCUCCCAGUCCGAGCAGCAGCGCUGGGUCAACCGCCUGCUGUCCCGCAUCCCGCGCAAGCGCCAGCCCGCCCCGGCUCUCCCCGCCGCCUCCUCCACCCCCUCCUCCUCUCCCGGGGCCCCUCGCGGCUCCCCGCCGGCCUCCGACUCCUCCUCGGGCUCGCCCUCGCCGGCCCCCAGCUCCCCUCGCCCCUCGCCCCGCCCCUCUCCGCACCUGGACGCCAUCGCGGCCACCAUGGCUGCGGCCGGUGGCGGUGGCGGCGGUGGCGGUGGCGGCGGCGGCGGGUCCAGGGCUCGCUCGAGCUCCGGAGGGUCAUCGUCGCCGCGGCUGUCCCACCGCGGGGCCAUCAAGAUGCAGUCCAAGCACGUGCAGCACCAGGAGGUGACCGUGCAGCAGCAGAGUGGCCAGCAGCAGCAGCAGCAGCAGCAGCAGCAGCAGAGCAAGACCAGGGUGAUUGGGUUUGGCCUAAAGGGAUGGGAGUGGGUCCUAGAUGAUGAUGAUGAUGAGGAUGGUGAUGGUGAUGAUGAUGAUGAUGAUCACAUUUUUUUGAACUUCUGACAAAAAAGUGAGAUACAACAGUGUGUCUUUGUUUGAGUGAGUUCGCAUGAAGAUACGUGCUAAGCCCACCCAGGGUUUUAAUAUCUGCAUCUUUUGCAUUUUAAAAUGACAAAUGUUAAGAUGAGUGCAUCCAGUUUGUUUUCCGAGGAAAGACCUAAUGGCUUCGGCUCUAAUUGUGCCUGCUCAAAACUUUGGCUUGCACAACGCCCCUGUGUAUGUGAAUGUGCGUGUGUGUGUGAGAGAGAGAGCGAGAGAGAGAGAGAGAGAGAGAGAGAGAGCGAGAGAGAGAGAGAGCGCGAGAGAGAGAAAGAGCAAGAGAUAGAUCUUUCCCAGGUGCGUUUGCCUCUGGAAGUAGUGAUUUGCUGCUGGGAAGGGUUGUUUGCUAAUAACUCAAUGUUGAUGCUUCCUUCAAAAACUGAUCAGCCAGUGUGUGAGUCCUGUUGUGGUUUCUAAUACUCCAGUGUAACAGCAGUGGUGUGUCUUAGCAUGUUAGGACAGCAUGUUUGUGAUAUGGUUUACAGCACUGGAUGCCAUAUCAUCUAUGUGGUUUAUGACAAAUCUGGUUUGUAAGUGAUAUAUCAUCUCCUAUAAGAAGAGAACUCGUAGUAAGUGCUAAACCUCCUAUAGGUGGAGCCGUUUGGCUGAAGCCAUAGAGCUCCUAUAAUAGGAAGUGUACCAUAAUGUACCCAGGUUUGUCACUACACCACGUGCAUGAGAUAUGUCCCUGAACUGGAUGUGUAAAUAACGGAUGAUGUUCUCUCUUUCUCUGUCUCUGUCUCUGUCUCUGUCUCUCUCUCUCUCUCUCUCUCUCUC